Messenger RNA from Uranotaenia lowii, 1807 nucleotides. RefSeq lists its product as uncharacterized. Gene Ontology annotation, molecular function: GTP binding; calcium channel regulator activity. The transcript is spliced from 7 exons. Bases 1094 to 1807 code for a protein of 237 amino acids. Gene Ontology annotation, cellular component: plasma membrane. Lineage: Eukaryota; Metazoa; Arthropoda; Insecta; Diptera; Culicidae. The record is from RefSeq and is a predicted model, not a curated record.
UUUUUCCUACUUCGAUACAUUCGAAGCUGAACCUUCUAGUGGCCAAUGAUUAUUCAGUAUGCCGAGAAUCUUGGUGCAGAGCGCGUGAUCAUCGUGACGAUACCGAAUGGUCCUUUCAACAGUUCUUGUUUAUAUGUGUAUCUACCUAUAUAAAUUAGUACAUACUUCAAUCUGAUUUUCCUUUGUGUUUCCAUUGUGCCAGAUUACCAUUCGGAUUGCGAUAAUCGGAAAGGGUUUUUCUUUCUUUUCAUGAUUAUUCCGUCACGGGAAAUUGUCGCCGAUUCGUGGUAUCAAUGUGUUACAAUCCUUUCAAUCCUAUCGUGUUAUUUAUCAAUCGACACUGUGUCAUCAUCGUAAUGGAAGUAGUUUUGAAAUACUCAAUAAGCCUGCGUUCUCCACGGAUAAUAGCAGAUGAUGAUACGCUGAAUGAUACGGGAAAGUGAAUGGGAAAAUAGAUACUAAAAAUAACAGCCGUGAUGUAUAUUUUUAAAUACUGAAGCGCUUUCUUCACUUUUCAUCUCAUCUCGGCAGAGAAGAUUGCAGGAAAUAAAUGAGACGAGAGUAACAUGGAAUAAUUUGUAGAAAAAAGGAACAUAAAAUUAAAAAGUGUAUGCGUGCUUCCACAUUUUUGAAUAUUGGGGACAAUCAGUUUAGUGAAGACAAAUCGAAAAUAAUUCAUGUGAUUUUGGGAAAUCUCUAGUGACUUUUUGUGAGAAUCAACCAAUUUUGCGAGAACAAAUAUUUCUUUAAUUUUACCUUAUCGUUUUUUUCUCAAUGUGGGAUUUUUAUUAUAGCACACAAAAUGUGGAUUCCACAAAAGUUAUAUUUUUGUAUAAAAAGUUGUAAAAAUCAAUUCUAAAAUUGAAAAGCGUGUUGGGUCAAAUGCGGUUUAAUCAACAGGUUUUAAAAUAGUAUAAUCAAUACUACGACUGAAACGACAUGUGAAAACAGUAACGGAGACCUUUUCGGGAGUUUUGCUUUCCAUACAUAAUCAGAGUUUCAAUUCGGUAAAAGAACAAACUCAACAAUAUACAAUCGUAACUAGAUUCUGGAUUAACACUACCAAGAAAAAAGCGCAAAACCACGCGUAGCAAUGGCCGAUGACAUUUCCCAAGGCAGUAGACCCCCGUACAAAAAGCGCAGCUCCUCCAUUUCUGCACCAACAUGUGCAAGUUUAGAGACCGUAAUAAGUCCUCCCUCGGAAGGAGGAACGCCUGAAAAUGGAACACCCGGAUAUCGGCGUCGCAGGGCCGCUACAAGAUCGCAAAGCGCCCGUAUUACUGGACCAAGAUCGGUACGGCGAAAACCUCAACCAGCUCCUACCUUACAAGACUCCAAAGGACAUUUCAUAAGUGAACCUAGAUUGACUGAGCCAGAUACACCAUCACCACAUAAACGUAUGGGUUCGCAAAGAAGACUCGCACCAAAUUCAGCACCUCCGAAAAAAACGAAUGCCUUUCUAGAUGUACCCCACAUGAAUUUACAACAGCUGCAAGUGAAUGACCCAGACGAAGAUGAUAAUAUCAGGCUGAGGACAUUUAGUUCAUCAAAACAAGGCGUUGUUAAUCGUGGAGAUUCGUUCCGAAGAAGAAGAUCUAGAAGCAGCAGCUUGGCCCCUGCGAGCCCGAUUGCUCCAGAAAAAAUACUUCCUGUUAACAACACCCCUAUUGAUUCCUACGAAGUAAUCAUGAUUGGAGCAGCCGGUGUUGGCAAAGGGGCAUUACUGUCUCAAUUCAAAUCCUCAGAAUGCAUAAACGCCUACGACACAAGAGAAUCACAGACCGAAACAGAUCACGGGAAAAUUUAG